AUGUCCGAGGAAAGGGAUUUAAUUAAAAAGCGCGGCAGCUUUAAGGGUCGCUUGACUGCUUUCGUCACCUUCCUGGACUCACUCAAGGACAAAGUAUUAAGUAGUUGUGAUGUGUCCGAGUUGCAGUUGCGCAUGGGUAAGAUGGAGUCAUUGUACGAACAAUAUGAUGAGGUGCAGUUGCGUCUGGAAUGCAUUGCUGACGAUAUUAAGGUACAUAAUUCCGAGCGUACCGAGUUCGAGUCACUUUAUUACAAAGCGUUGUCCAGAGCGCAAACCACUCUCAAUGACAGUAACAAAGAGGAUAAGUCGAUGGAAAGCUGUAGGAGUACACUUGCUAGCAUACACAAACCAGUAAAAUUACCAACGAUACAAUUACCAAAGUUUAGCGGGUCAUAUUGCAAUUGGUUGGAAUUUCGUGAUACCUUCACUAGUCUAAUUCACAGUAACGACGAAAUUGAUGAGGUUAACAAAUUCCACUACCUAAGAGCCUCUCUUGAGGGACCUGCUGCCGUCAUCAUCAAGUCAAUUGAGUUUUCUUCGAGCAAUUACUCUGUGGCAUGGAGUUUGUUACUCGAUCGAUUUGACAACAAACGAUUAUUAGCGCAAAAUCAUGUGUCUGCCUUGUAUCACAUUGAUGCGGUUACAAAGGAAUCGUCGGUUGCUCUCAAAGGAUUAAUCGAUCAAUUAAAUAAGGACUUGCGAGCAUUAGAGUCGUUAGGUGAGCCUGUAAAGCACUGGGACACUUUUUUGAUAUACCACGUCACUCAAAAAAUUGAUCAUAGGACCUAUCGUGAAUGGGAGGAGUUUAAGGGUAGGAUUGACAAAGAAAGUUCGAUUACGUUCGAUAUGUUCAUGCAAUUCCUACGCACUCGAGCCGAUUUGAUCGAGAACUUAGAACGCCUUCAAACUAAUAAUAAUAAUUCGCAAACGGCAGGUAGAUCCAACCCUAAGAUCAAGUCGAUGUUGGUUAAUCAACCUCAUAAUAGUCCCAGCAUCGAAACAGCUCCCAAAGUAUGUCCUAAAUGUAACACUGAUCCUAAGUUUUAUGAACCCGCUGAUGUUGAUUUAUUAAUCGGCGCUGAUCUGUUUUGGAAGUUAUUAGGAUCACAAAAAUUAGAAUUAGGUAAUGGAAAGCCAAUAUUAUAUAAAACCCAUUUAGGAUGGAUAGUUUCCGGUCCAAUUCUUACUAAUGAUUUAAAAUGUAAUUUUUGUAAAGAUGUUUCCCAUGAUCAUAAAUAUGUUAGUUCAUUUGAUUUGCCAGAACAAAGAUUAUGUGAGAAAGAACCUUCAAUUCUGGGAGAUUCUUUCAAGAAAGCAACACACUGCUGCCUAUCAUUAGUCUCGCGGGACUUGCCUGCUUCGAUUGACGUAGAUAUUGCACCUCACGAGCCCGACAAGUUACUUGGUGUGGGUCGGUAUCCCGCUUCCGAUGAUUUAGGGUUUCCUAAAAUUCCGAGCGAGUCCUUGGCUAGGCAUAGGAAUCAUACUGGCCAAGAAGGUCGCAACUUGGCGAAGACUUGUACUCAUAAGUGUGUUCCAUGUCGCCGCAUGAAGGGACGGGUAGUUAGUCCUAUACUGGGCAACUUACCACGAGAACGACUUCGUCCAGGUUAUCCCUUUGAGAGCACCGGCGUUGGUUAUGCCGAGCCUAUUAUUGCUUUCGUGAUAGCGUACACCAGUGAUUUCAUACCUCGAAUGGUUUAUAAAUACGUGUAUUCGCCUGAUAACACUUUGGCUGGAUAUAUUGAUCACUCUCUGUCACUAUUCAACACUUCAGACUACCAAGAAGAUUGGGGGGCUGAUGAGAAUGAGGUAGACCCCCCAGUUUGUGCAUACCGAGGGUACAGGAACCCUCCAGAUCAUGCUGAUCCCUACGGCUUAUCUCCUCAUUAUUGGCACGUUUUUGCCGCUCGACUGGCGUUUGUCGUAGUUUUUGAGCACGUGGUCUUCGGCCUAACGGGCUUGAUGCAACUCUUCAUACCUGACGUACCGAGUGAGUUACGGACUCAGAUGCAAAGGGAAGCACUCCUGGCUAAGGAAGCCAAGUAUGAACAUGGAAGGAGAAGGUUGUCCACUGAAUAUCGUCAACUACUUACACAGAAGAGCGAGAGUGGACCUGAAAAGCCCACUGGUGGAGCUUGGCUGCGUCGAGCGUCGCGUGCUUCAGAUGUCCUAGACGCUCACAUAUCAGUAUCCCAAAGACCAACCUCGCCUCGAAUAGUUCACUGA
Molecule: messenger RNA, 2229 nt
Organism: Spodoptera exigua (beet armyworm)
Lineage: Eukaryota; Metazoa; Arthropoda; Insecta; Lepidoptera; Noctuidae
Source: the annotation of a GenBank genome assembly